AUGUUUGAUAUCGCGAGCUUGUUGAAAGCCACGCAGGAGGGGGUGUUUGGCGUAGGGAGCGAGAAGGAAAGGGGUGAGGAGAAGGAAAGGGUCGGGCCGCCGACACCGAGGAAUUUGCAGCCUUCUUUCGAUCAUCGGUUGCCGGUCACACCUCGAGCGACACUGGCGCCUGAAUCGCAGUCGCAAAUCACGCCCAAAGCGACGGAAUCCACCGUCGAGGCGAACUCUCCCGAAGUCGAGGACAUGACGACCCCGACUUCGCAGCCGCAAGCGCCUUUCCGACCCGUGACCAACGAGUCCUCACCUUCGACUUCACCUUCGGCUUCAAAGGCUACGUCGUACACCAAUCGGAAGGAGCCGCCAAAGGUCGAUCUCAAGCUCGAGAUGGAGCUCGAGAUGGAACGCGCGAUGGCGAGCUCGACCGAAUUUCUUCCCGGUUCGGCGGAUCGUACAUCGUUCGCGCCGGCUUCGGUUCCGACACUGCCGCUUUUGUCCCCACCAGCUAGGUCACCGGGAUCCGUCAUUUUGCCUUACCAGGAGCCGGUCAAGUUUGGCGAUGCAUCGAUCGCUGUCGCACCGUCACCGUCGCAGACGAAACGGAGACGCUCGUUGGGCUCGAUCUUGAAUCGCAGUCCUUCAAAGGACAGGUUGAACACGAUCAGUGGCUCCAGCAACACCUCUCGAUCGACAACGCCCGAACCCUCGAUGUCGACGUCGACGUCUGCGAAUUCUCUGUCGGGUCCUUCAACGUCGACGAAUGGCCAGCCUCCUGCUCUGGGGCCGAUCGCCCUCAGGGGCAUACAGGACUCGGCCGUCCACAAGUCUUUGCCUCCUACGCCGACGGGCUCACAGGUCUCGAAUUCGCCGAGACCGCAACUCGCUGAUGAGCCUCCAGCAGCGGGGAAGGGGGAUGCGGCGAGUGGACCGGGUCGAUCUUUUCUUCCGAAAGGGAAGAGCUCGACCACUGGAUCGGUCUUUCAGGUCAUUUCGGCAACGACUUCGAAGCGACGACCUUCUUUCAGCUCCAACACCGUGCUCGACCACGACUUGCCGUAUCCUAGUGGUCCACCUCCACCGAUCCCAUCCGGCUCUCGUUCGACCUCGUCCUCCACGCUCGGUAAACGGAUCGUCGGCGUGCUCGCAGGCGGCACCAAACCGAAUUCGAUUUCGCACGAGAGGAAGGCGAGUCAAUUCGAUGUUUCGACUUUUCCGGGCGAGGAAAGUAGUCUCAACCCAUCUGCGAUCCCUUCGGCGCCUUUGGUCCGAAGGAAGAGUUUCUCGAACUUGCUCGGAGGGAUCGGGGAUAAGAAGCCGGCGCAGGCUUUGUUGGGCAUGUCCCUAUCCGCGGCGAGGAAGAGUGAAGAGUUCUUGGGGAGGUUCAAUGCCGGUGCGAAGAAGAAGGCGCAGAGUGGGGAGGUUGGUGGUGCUGAGCCAGGGGCCAGUCGGACGUCGUUUGAUGUGCUGAAUCGGCCGACGGAGGCGAAUAGGAGACCGAGUAUGGAUGCGUUGUCGGUGAGUCCCGGGAGGUGGUUGUAUACGUUCGCUGCGCUAGAAGCGAGAGGCUUACUCUUUGUUUUGAUCACGCGCAGAAUGGACCGACGAUUCAAACCCCUCCCAUCCUUCACAACAAGCAAAGCUACUCGUCCACCAUGUCGAGCGAAUCCUUACCGUCCAUCUCGAACGGAUCGAGCUCGUCCCUCUCGGAGAUAGGUCACGUCGAACGCGCGCAGCUCGUCCAUCAGACCUUAUCUUCGGGGAUGCCGUCGCGGUCCAUGGAAUCCGUCAGAGCGACGCGCGCGACCGCUCAUCUGAUUGGGACGAGCUCGACGAUGUUGGCACCGACGAGGUCGGCGAGCCCGACUUCGAGUGGAUAUCGGACCGCAUCGCCGACUCCUGCGAGGCCCCCCGACGCCUCGGCAGAAUCAACUCCGGCGGAACGUGCAUCGCUCGUGAACGGCAAGAGCUUGCAGUCGUCUUCGACCUCGCACCCGAUCAAAUGGCGGAAACGCGUCAGAGGUGUAGCCCCUGUCUCUGGCGCCGAGUCGACGUUUUCAAAGACGUGGCUCAAGAUGGAGGAUGCACUAGCUACGUGAGUGAACGACGUCUGAGUAGCAAGCCGUAUCUCGUUUUGAAGCUGACAGCUGGGUUCGGCACUCUCACCAGGUACAAAGCGGCGGUGCGCGAGAAUCGCGGCGAUCGCGGCCCGCUCGUCAGCGGCACGAUCCUCGCGUUCCUUCGGACUCAAGAGGACGCACCUUCCCCUCGCGUUACGCCUUCACUCGCAACACAACAGCGGCAGGUGUUGUUUGGGUGGUUGGACGUCUUGACGACCGAACUGCGCGAGAUGCAGCCGACGCACCGAGGGAUCUGUCUCGAGGCCGUGGCGGCGAUCCUUGAGUGCCACUUUACGUCGACGCUCGAGCUCCAGGACGACGAGGCGUCGCAAGCGCAGUACCGAUCCGCGGUCGUCAAAGUCUUGUCGUUCGCGAUCGAGAAACUCAACGACAAGGCCGUGUAUGCCAACACCCUCGUUUUCUCCGGUCGAAUCCUCGCUCUGUCGUUCUUUCGCAUCGAAGGUGUCGCACUUAAAUUGCUCAAGGCCUUGCCACCGAUCAAAAAGGCGUACCUUCGACGCAUCCUCGAAGAAGUCGGCGUCGACGAAUACAACCUCCCUGCGAUCGAUCUCGACGUCUUCCCUCCCCACCUGUGGGAUCUGUGUCUGCGUGACAUGCGCUCGUAUACGAAUCUGCUUCUUCCGACUGUGGCGAAGCCGACGACGGAGGACGCUAGCGUGCUGGUCUCGGAUGGCGAGGUAGUGAUUGACAUGUCGGGCAAUUGGUGCGUGUGGAGUUACUCUGGGUGUGAAUAGCAGACGCUGACUGAAAGCGAGUGAUUCGAUGCACAGGCUUAUUCGAUGGACCGCUUCCGACUCGGACUUGCCCUUUGCGUUCUACCGCGCGUACCAUCGUCAACUCGCCGCUCAGCUCGUCCCCAUUGAAGCACGCGAAGAGUUCAACUCGCUGCCUCCUGUCGAUCCCUCCGCCGUCAUCACGGCUCCCGGAUGCUUGUUCCUCGCCGCCUCGAUCCUUGAAAAGACCGACGCACUGAUCCAUCGCAACCUUCGGUCCGUCACGUCCAUCACGCCGAACAAUAGCAACUUCAACACCAACGACUCGGCGAACCUCAGCUUUGGUCAGAAACCCAAGAUUCUCGAGUUGGCGAACCGACGCGUCGUCGCGACUUUGCUCGACAUCGUCGGAGGGUCGCCUGCACCGCCGGGGGAUACGACCUCGACGCUUGCGAAUUCGGACGCGGAGACGCGCCGACGGGUGUUUGGCAAGAUGCUGCAGCUUUGGAUCCGAGCUUGUGUCAAGAAGACGUCGCUUUGGGAUACGCGAUCGGUGUUCAUCCUUCUUGAUCUGCUCGAAGGGAUGAUCUACACACUCUCUUACCCGCCUCCUUCGGCGUCCAAGAACAUGGACGACGAACAUAUCGUACCGCGCCCGGCGGAGUCGUGCCUCGAGAUGUUUGAUAUCCCCUUCAUCUUUUCGUUCAUUCGGAUCAUCCUUGCCGAGGCGGAUAAUACGGUUACGGUGAUGCGUACGAUCGCGUUCAUUUAUGCCCAUUUUGAGAUGUGAGUCGGCGUUCUCGUUCGCGUGAUCUUUGCUUCGCGGGUGUGCUGACACUUUUGCUAUCGCGAUUCUUCCCAGUUUCACUCUUCGGCCUUCGGAUCGCAAGGAACUGUGCGAGAACAUCAUUUUGGACAAGGUGCUCUUCCCUCGUCUCUACUUGCACUGGAACGCCGGCGUCCGAGGCUACUUUAUCCGACUGCUCGUCUGGCGCCUCGCUCGUCUAGGCGUCGUCGAUGCGGAGCAACAUCCCGACGCACCUCGUGAUCCCGCGAUUCUUGCGCUGUUCGGACUCAUGAACGUACGACUCGAAGCAAUUCGCCGUCGACACGACGAGCUCGAACCUCUUGAUACUUUGACCGACGAUGACAUGUUCAAGCCGAAACGAUCGACGAUCUGCUCGACGCGCGGCGUCAAGGAGGCACCUUUCACCGUCGAUGAGCUCGUCGGCGCAUUGCCGGAGGACUCGGAGGAUUCGGAUAGUGACGACGACGAGGUCAAGCAGGAGAUGUUCAGAUCGUCGCCCGCGUUGACGUCGUCGUCGUCGUCGUUCCCUCCUUUACCAGGUGAUGGGUCGUCGACGCCCCCCAGUUCGGCGAACGGCUCGGGCGGGAAGAAGGGCGUCCCUUCCGUCGCUCGCGUGGUGUCGUGGCUCAAGGGUGGUCUCGGCAAGAAGCAACAUGCGUCCGGCAAGCAGUCGAGCAUCUCGAGCAUGGAGGAGCUGAGGUCAAACUCUCGUAUCAAUCCUUUCAUCCUGGAUAGCGUUGCAAGUGCCAAGAAUAAGCUUCGCAACCCCCGGCAACCGAACGGCACUGGAUCGUCGGCGUCGUCGGUCAGGAGCCUCUCGUCGGUCGACUCGGCCGAUUCGGCGGCGCGAUCGAGUCCCGAGCAGAGCGAUCCGGCUUGGGCGACGGUGCCUUCGACGCCUGAAUAUGGGGAAGCGGCAGAUACUCCGAUGCCUUUGGAUCCGAGACCUUCGUCGCCGGCGUUCUUUGCGUUCGAAUUCGAAGGUGCUGCCGUUGCUCCCGCGGCGGCCGAGACGCCCCCCAUCGUCGGUGACUCGAUGCCUCGAUCGGGUGGAGCUCCUUCGAUCAGCGGAUUAUCGAUCGUUUCGGGUGAUACGGUGUUCCCUCAACAACCUCGACGACGAUCGAUGUUGCUCCAUGGCGCUGCCGGUGCGAAUGGAAGCGGCGGUGGUACGAACGGACUGGUCUCGCCGCGCGUCUCGUUGCGUUUCUCGAAACGGAUCUCGAUCCUGCCCCCCGCCGCAUUGGACCUCUUCCGUGAAUCGGGUGCACCCGUGCCCGCCAUCCCCGAACGGUUUCGCGCCGAGGUCUAUGAUCGAACGUUGCAUCAGUACGCGGUGCGUAGUUUGAGGGAGUACGAGGACGCGUUGGACGAAUGGACCGAUUGGGUCGCGCGCUUGCAGCAGGAAGAGGACGAGGGUAAAAAAUUCAAUAAAGGUUUCGUCGACGCGGUGCCGAGGUUGGCGGUGAGUUGGCCGAGUAGUUUCGAGGCGGAAGAGUAG
Microbotryum saponariae is the source of this 5157-nucleotide messenger RNA. The record is from the annotation of a GenBank genome assembly. NCBI's taxonomy places the organism in Eukaryota, Fungi, Basidiomycota, Microbotryomycetes, Microbotryales, Microbotryaceae.